Molecule: messenger RNA, 6805 nt
Organism: Synchiropus splendidus (mandarinfish)
Lineage: Eukaryota; Metazoa; Chordata; Actinopteri; Syngnathiformes; Callionymidae
Gene: heatr5b
Product: HEAT repeat containing 5B
Exons: 36
Coding region: 132-6308 (2058 amino acids)
Biological process (GO): endocytosis; intracellular protein localization; retrograde transport, endosome to Golgi
Cellular component (GO): endocytic vesicle; membrane; Golgi apparatus
Source: RefSeq, a predicted model, not a curated record
CCCAUCGGACAGUGGUUGACGUGACACCGCCGCUCCUUGUCGUCAUUCAUCAAGGGUUAUCGAAGAACAGAGAGGGGGUCACCCAACAGUUGCCCCUUAAUAUUUAAAGUUCCCGAAGCAAGGUCUUUGCCAUGGAGCUGGCCCACAGUCUGCUGCUCAAUGAAGAAGCCCUAGCCCAGAUCACCGAAGCAAAAAGGCCUGUCUUCAUUUUCGAAUGGCUCCGCUUCCUUGAUAAAGUCCUGGUAGCAGCAAAUAGGGUGGAUGUGAAGGAGAAGCAGAAGAAGCUUGUGGAGCAGUUGACAGGGCUGAUUAGCAGUUCUCCUGGUCCCCCAACAAGAAAACUUUUGGCCAAAAAUCUAGCAACCCUCUAUAGCAUCGGCGACACCUUCACUGUUUUCCAGACGCUGGAUAAAUGCAAUGAAAUCAUUAAAAAUAAGGAUGACACACCUCUCUACCUUCCCACAAAAUUGGCUGCUGUGGCAUGUGUUGGAGCUUUUUACGAGAAGAUGGGCCGAAUGCUCGGGAGCUCUUUUCCAGACACCAUCAACAAUCUGUUAAAGGCUUUAAAGGGUGCAGAGUCCCAAGGAAGAGCAGAGAUUCUCCUCAGCCUCCAGAAGGUGCUCUGUGGUCUGGGCGGAGCUGCGGCCUCAUGUCAUCGAGAUAUUUACAAGAACGCCCGAUCUCUGCUCACCGACCGCUCCAUGGCAGUGCGCUGUGCUGUAGCAAAGUGCCUGUUGGAGCUGCAGAAUGAAGCUGUGUUCAUGUGGACCACAGAACUGGAGAACAUGGCGACCUCCUGCUUUAAGGCCCUGGAGGGUUCAAACUAUGGUGUUCGAGUUGCUGUGGCUAAACUGUUGGGGACAGUCAUGGCGACUGCCCUGAUGCCUAAGCAAGCAGCUGUGAUGCGGCAGAAUGUGAAGCGGGCCACACUGGAGGAAGUGUUUGAGUUAAUGUCCACCGGCUUCCUGCGUGGCGGCUCUGGCUUCCUGAAGAGUGGAGGGGAGAUGUUGAAAGGGGGAGCCUCUGUGAGCAGGGAGGUGCGGGUGGGCGUCACACAGGCUUAUGUUGUAUUCGUGACCACGCUUGGCGGUCAGUGGUUGGAGCGCAACUUUGCGACGUUCCUCUCACAUGUCCUGGACCUGGUGUCUCACCCGCGGGCCACGCAGACGCAUGUGGAGGCGGUUUAUUCUCGCCGAUGUGUCUCCUUCAUGCUGCGGGCCACCUUGGGGGGCUUGCUCGGGGAGAAGGCGCAAAUUGCUGCCGGCAAAGAAAUCUGUCAAGCCAUCAGCAAGCAAAUGAGGGCUGUGGGUAAGGAGGAUGGGGGGGAAAUAUCACGGUUCAGAGCAUUACAGAAGGCAGUUGUCAACGACAUCAGCGGGGAGAACAAGGCAGGUGCAGGCGAUGUGUCUGCAAGUCAGCACGUUAUGGUUUGUGCCCUGAAAGAACUCGGCAGCCUGGUGCAGAGUUUGAGUGCCACAGCUUCACCGCUCAUCCAGGAGCCGUCCAUUGGACUUCUGGAGACAGUGACUUCGGUGCUGCUGCAUCCCAGCAUGGCAGCUCGUCUGGCUGCUGCCUGGUGUCUACGCUGCGUUGCGGUGGCGCUGCCUUAUCAGUUGACCCCUUUGCUGGACCGCUGCGCAGAGAGAAUCAACAGCCUGAAGACCUCACCUGAGGCAGUCAGUGGUUACAGCUUUGCCAUGGCAGCUCUCCUCGGUGGGGUUCAUCAGUGCCCACUUGGUAUACCUCACUCGAAGGGCAAGUCGGUGGUGAGUAUAGCUGAAGACCUGCUGCGAACGGCUGCGCAGAACAGUCGACUGUCGCUGCAGCGCACACAGGCUGGAUGGCUGCUGCUGGGAGCCCUAAUGACACUAGGUCCCUCCUUAGUACGUUACCACCUCCCGAAGAUGCUGCUGCUCUGGAGAAACGUGUUCCCUCGUUCCCAAAAAGAACUGGAGGCAGAAAAGGCCAGAGGAGACUCCUUCACCUGGCAGGUCACGUUGGAGGGACGAGCCGGGGCUCUGUGUGCGAUGCGCAGUUUUGUGGCUCACUGUCCAGAGCUUCUGACGGAGGACAUCAUUCGUAGACUCAUGACACCCAUCGAAUGUGCAAUGACGAUGAUGUCUCAUGUCCCAGCGAUCACUAAAGUUCAUGGAGCUCAUCUGAAAGCGAGUGCAGCAAUGGUGAGGCUCAGGUUGUACGAUAUCCUGGCCUUACUCCCUCCGAAGACUUAUGAAGGGAGCUUCAACGCAUUGCUUAGGGAGCUGGUGGCAGAGUUCACAUUGACUGAAAACUCUGCCAACACAACCACUUCUCUGCUACGCUCUCUCUGUCACUAUGACGACAGCGUGCUCAUGGGCUCCUGGCUGCAGGAAACAGACCACAAGUCCAUUGAGGAUCAGUUGCAGCCCAACAGUGCGUCUGGCAGUGGCGCCCUGGAACACGACCCUUCUUCGAUUUACCUCCGUGUGCCUGUUGGUGAAGCCAUCCCGGGUCCACUCCCUCUGGGCGUGUCUGUCAUCGACGCUUCUGUGGCUCUGUUUGGUGUUGUUUUCCCUCAUGUGUCUUUUAAGCACAGGCUUCAGAUGCUGGAUCACUUUGCAGAGUGUAUAAAACAGGCCAAAGGUGUUCGACAGCAGGCUGUGCAACUGAAUAUCUUCACUGCUGUCCUCAGUGCCCUCAAGGGUUUGGCUGAGAACAAGAGUACUUUGGGCCCAGAGGAGGUACGGAAAUCUGCUCUGGCUUUGGUGAUGGGAGCUCUGGACAAUCCCAACCCCAUCCUGCGCUGUGCUGCCGGCGAAGCCCUCGGAAGGAUGGCUCAAGUGGUGGGCGAAGCUACAUUCAUCGCGAGGAUGGCUCAGACUAGUUUCGACAAGCUGAAGUCCGCCAGAGACGUUGUAUCACGGACAGGGCAUUCACUGGCUCUUGGUUGUCUGCAUCGAUAUGUCGGCGGAAUUGGCUCCGGGCAGCACUUAAAGACCAGCGUCAGUAUCUUGUUGGCUCUAGCCCAGGAUGGAUCCUCUCAUGAGGUCCAGACUUGGGCUCUUCACUCUUUGGCUCUCAUCGUGGAUUCCAGCGGUCCUAUGUACAGGGGCUAUGUGGAGCCCACCCUCUCCCUGGUUCUGACUCUGCUGCUGACGGUGCCACCCUCUCACAUUGAGGUGCAUCAGUGCUUGGGUCGCUGCCUGGGAGCCCUUAUCACCACUGUGGGCCCAGAAUUACAGGGCAACGGUGCCACCAUCUCCACCAUCCGCUCCUCCUGCCUGGUCGGUUGUGCUAUAAUGCAAGAUCACUCAGACUCCCUGGUGCAGGCUGCUGCCAUCUCCUGUCUGCAGCAGCUCCACAUGUUUGCACCUCGCCAUGUCAACCUGUCCAGCCUUGUGCCCUGUCUAUGUGUGCACCUCUGCAGCUCUCACCUCUUGUUACGUCGUGCUGCCGUAGCCUGCCUCAGACAACUUGCUCAGAGGGAAGCAGCCGAGGUCUGUGAAUACGCCAUGAGCUUAGCGAAGAAGGCAGGAGACGGCAAGGACAACAACAUCAUUAAUCUGAACAUCUCAGAAACUGGACUGGAGGGGGCGCUGUUUGGGAUGUUGGAUAGGGAGACGGACAGGAAGCUGUGUUCCGAUAUUCAUGACACACUGGGACACAUGCUGUCAUCUCUGGCAGUGGAAAAGCUGUCUCACUGGCUUAAACUCUGUAAGGAUGUCCUGGCGGCAACCACUGAUGUGGGAGGUGCUGUUGCAUUUGAAGUGGAGAAGGACGAGGAGGACGCUGAAAAAAAGGAUGAGAUGGAUGAUGAUUCCAUGUUUACGGGUCUCGGUGAGGAUGACAAGUCCAAGCCGUCAGUGGCUCCACGAUGGGUGACGCGAGUGUUUGCUGCGGACUGUUUAUGCCGCAUCAUCCACCUGUGUGAGAAUGCGGACAAAGCACACUUCGACCUGGCUGCUGCUCGUGCUGCACAAGCCAAGAACCCAAAAGGAGAUCUGCUGGUGCUCCACUUGUCUGACCUGAUUCGCAUGGCUUUUAUGGCUGCAACUGACCACAGCAACCAGCUGAGGAUGGCUGGUCUGCAGGCUCUGGAAGACAUCAUUAAGAAGUUUGCUGCCGUUCCUGAGCCAGAGUUUCCUGGACACGUUAUCUUGGAGCAAUAUCAGGCCAAUGUUGGAGCUGCAUUGAGACCUGCUUUCUCACCAGACACUCCAUCUGACAUAACAGCUAAAGCUUGCCAGGUGUGCAGUACCUGGAUUGGCAGCGGCGUUGUCAGCGACCUCAAUGAUCUGCGGCGAGUCCAUAACCUGCUGGUGUCCUCACUAGACAAGGUGCAGGCUGGAAAAGGCUCUUCCAGUCAGUUGUACAGCGAGAGCGCCACUACAAUGGAGAAACUGGCAGUACUCAAGGCGUGGGCUGAGGUUUAUGUGGUGGCAAUGAAGGUCAAGAAAGAGGCCGACUCCAAGCCCGCCAAGAUGGUCCGAAGUGGAGAUGAAGACGAUGAUGAUCUGAGUGCUGAUGUGCUUCCUCCUGACAGCCUCAUCACUUUAGUGCAGCCAGAGUUGCCUUCCCUCAGUCAGCUGUGGCUUGCUAUGCUGAGAGAUUACGCUCUGCUGACCUUACCAGCAGAGUUCUCCAGUCAGCUUCCCCCUGAUGGCGGAGCCUUUUACACCCCAGAGACCAUAGAUACAGCGAGGCUUCAUUACCGCAGCUCCUGGGCUCCUGUCCUGCACGCAGUGGCCUUGUGGCUGAACAGCACGGGAUUUGAAGGAGGAAAAGAAACUGCUCCUUCAGCACCAUCAAAGAGUCCUGUAUUGCCCGCCGGAGCCUCUUUGUCUAAUAAGAACUCUGAGGAGUCUCUGAAAGACAGGAUGCACCUAAUGCUGGGUGUCAGCAUAGAGUUCCUUUGCUUCCCUCGCCCGGAGGAACCCAUGGAACAUGUGAUGUCUUGCCUGCAGGCUUUGUGCACUUUGCUGGAAACUCCCUCAGCUAAAAGUCACAUAGCCGAGGACCAGCUGUUAGCAGUAGAGCUCUUGAAUGUGCUUCAUCGACUGCUGUUGACCCGGGACCCACCAGCCAUCCAGCUGCAGGUGACUGCAGUCGUACAAGAGACCAUCAGAGCUGCACAGGACCAACUCAAGCAACAGAAACUCAACGCGGAGGAAGGUGAAAAAGACUCCCAAGUGGUUCUAGGGGAAGGAGGAGAAGCAGGAGAUCUUGUUCCCGGAAAAUCGCUGGUGUUCGCAGCUAUGGAGCUGCUGGUUUUCAUCCUGGUUCGUCAUCUACCACAGCUGAACACACGUGUGACGGAGUCCCCCAGCCACGCGGCAGCAAAGACGCAGCGGCUGCCUGAGGAAAGCUUGCGACUGGUGGCAAAUGCCGUCGCCAUCCUGGCUGAGCUGCCAUCGCUCUGUUCGCCUGCUGGAAGCAUGACUAUCCUACCCACCGUUCUUUUCCUAAUAACUGGUGUACUGAAAGAAACUGCAGUCAAAACUGCUGACAACUCAGUGCCUGCUACUGUGUCCGCUGCUCUGCAAGCCAUCAAGACCAUCAUCACGUCUCCCAUGGCUCGAGGAGACAGUCUGCAGACACAGUGGACCAGCCUGGUCAGGAGCAGUCUGGCCUCUGUACUAGAGUAUUCGCAGCCAGACGAGUCCAGACCUGAUAUGGAUGACGUCAGUAUGUUGACAGCCAUUACACUGUUCCUACUGUCUGCCAGCAACGAACUUCUUGGAGUGACCGUCCUGCAGAACGGCUGCAUGGAGUGCUUCCGUCACGCCCUCAACUCCUCUGAUCCUUCGGUUCAGGCUCGCUGCUACCAACUGUUAUUGUCAGUGUUUCAGCACUCCAGUCGAGCCCUGGCGACCCCUUACAUUCACAAUCUUGCGCCUCUCAUGGUGGAAAAGCUAAAGGCAGUUGAGUGUCGUCGGCCAACGACGGCUGCUGAGCUGCAGGCGGUGCAGGAGGGCAUCAGGGUCCUGGAAAAUCUGGUCGGCAUGGGUGAAGAGCAGAGCCGGGUUCCCCUUUUGGCUCUUCUUGUUCCGACGCUCAUCUCUUACCUUUUGGAUGAAAAGAGCAUCUCAUCUGCAACCCAAGUCUCCAAAAGCCUGCACGAUUUUGCCCUCCAAAACUUGAUGCGGAUCGGUCCACUCUACCCUGCUGCCUUCAAAACUGUGAUUAGCGCUGCACCUGAGCUGAAGACUCGUCUGGAGUCAGCUGUCCGUGCGAAUCAAGCGAGCAGCAAAGCCAAGGCUGCAGCCAGGCAAGCUCAGCCCACCGUGCAGGCCGCACCAACCAUCAAACUCAAGACCAGUUUCUUCUGAAAAUCUUAUUAUUUUUGGCAUCUCAAGUCUUGUUUACAUCAUCUGCAUUUUCUCAAAUGCAUUUAUCAAUUAUGUAAAACAUUUAGAAUUUGAAUGUUGAAAAAGAUCUUGAAUGUUCACUUAAAACAUAACUAUAUUCCUUUAUUUGCCAUCAAUGUAACCCUAAGGAUUUUUAAUGCACUUCAACUCAAGUUGUUUUUUUGUCUUUUUUUUUUCUUUCUUUCUUUUUGGUUCAGUGUUUUCUUUAGGUCUUGAUUUAAUUCCGUUAGCAUUCCCACAACUUGGCACUGACAUAUGAGGUGCUGGUCAAAAAAUGCAUAAUUUUCAUUUUUAGUUUUUCUCCUUUCAGAGUUUUUAUGCUUCCAAAAAUAUCAUGUGUAUAUACAGAUAGCAUAUCAUGAGAAAUAAUGCUGCGUCUGAUUUUCAGUUGUCUUGUUGAAAUGGCUUUCUAAAAUCUUUUUUUUCUUCAAUUGUCUCAAAUGGAUUAAAGUUUUAUU